This is a messenger RNA of Penicillium canescens, 1095 nucleotides long. RefSeq names its product FAD-dependent oxidoreductase. Gene Ontology annotation, molecular function: D-amino-acid oxidase activity; FAD binding. The record is from RefSeq and is a predicted model, not a curated record. The transcript has 6 exons. Bases 1 to 1095 code for a protein of 364 amino acids. Lineage: Eukaryota; Fungi; Ascomycota; Eurotiomycetes; Eurotiales; Aspergillaceae.
AUGGCAACAAACAACAUCGUGGUUUUGGGGGCCGGUGUGUCUGGCUUGACAACUGCGUAUCUACUCUCGCAGGACCCGGCCAACAAGAUUACUGUGCUGGCAAAACACAUGCCUGGAGACUAUGAUAUUGAAUAUGCAUCUCCGUGGGCCGGUGCCAACUACAUGCCGGUCGGAAAAGAAGGAAGUGCUCACCAUGCAUGGGAGCGCGAUACGUGGCCCGCAUUGAAAGCAAUUGCAGAGAAGUACCCAGAGGCUGGUAUUCACUUCCGAGGCACUUUGAUCUAUAACCGAAAGAAAGAUCAGGAAUCUGCCACUGGGCAGUGGUUCUCGGAGUUGGUUCAGCCAAACCCGUGGUACAAGGAUGUCGUGCCGGAUUUCAAAAACAUCCCCUCUGAUCAGCUGGCGCCUGGGAUUGACAACGCCCAAGAAUUCACCUCCGUCUGCAUCAACACACCCGUCUACUUGUCUUGGCUAGUGGGUCAAUGUGUGAAGAACGGCGCGGUGUUCCAGCGCGCUGUUUUCAAGCAUAUCGCUGAUGCAGCCAAUGCCCAUCAUACAGGCCAGAAGGCUGAUAUCGUUAUUAACUGCACUGGUCUAUCAUCCAAGACCCUUGGCGGAGUCCUCGAUGAGAAGAUGUAUCCUGCUCGUGGCCAGAUCGUCGUAGUCCGCAACGAUCCAGGACCAAUGGUCUCGGCAUCUGGAACCGAUGAUGGAGAAGACGAAGCAUUGUACAUCAUGACCCGAGCCGCAGGUGGGGGUACUAUCCUCGGUGGAUCUUAUCAAAAGCACAACUGGGAUGGAACGCCAGACAUGAACCUUGCGAACCGUAUCAUGAAGCGUGCUAUUGCGAUCGCCCCGAGCCUCGUUAAGAAGGGACAAGGGAUUGAAGGAUUGGAUAUCAUCCGACAUGGCGUUGGCUUGCGGCCUCUGAGGGAGGGUGGUCCUCGCAUUGAAAAAGAGAAAAUCGACGGCGUCUCCGUUGUGCAUAACUACGGCCAUGGUGGCUUCGGCUACCAAGCUUCAUUUGGCUGUGCAGAUACCGCUGUGUCUUUAGUCAAGGAAGUCCUGCAGAACAAAUCGCGGGCUAAGCUCUAA